AUGGCUCUACUAACGCCGCUAUUCGCUUUCCUGUACCACCUCCCGCAGGUGUACAAGUGGCUGUUGAAGCCUUACUAUGUAGCUUCUCUUUUCAUGUCCAUAGCCUUCCUAGCUGUUCGCAAGACGCCUGGCAUCUGCGACCAUCUGGCCACACAGCGAGAGGACGGCAACUCCUGCGACUUUGACUGGAGAGAGGUGGAGAUCCUCAUGUUCCUCAGUGCCAUCGUCAUGAUGAAGAACAGACGAGCAAUAACUGUGGAGCAGCAUGUGGGCAACAUCAUCCUGUUCAGCAAAGUGGCCAAUGUCAUUCUGUUCUUCAGACUGGACAUCAGGAUGGGACUGCUCUACCUGACACUCUGCAUAGUGUUUCUGAUGACCUGUAAGCCUCCUCUCUACAUGGGACCAGAGUACAUCAAAUACUUCAGUGACAAAACCAUUGAUGAUGAGCUGGACAGAGACAGCCGCGUGACGUGGAUCGUUGAAUUUUUCGCCAACUGGUCUCCAGAGUGCCAGUCAUUCGCUUCUGUGUAUGCUGAUCUGUCUCUCAAGUAUAACUGUGCCGGCCUCAAGUUUGGUAAAGUGGACAUAGGACGUUAUGGAGAGGUUUCCAAAAGGUACAAGGUGUCUGCGUCUCCACUGUCCAAACAGCUUCCCUCCCUCGUCUUGUUUCAGGGAGGGAAGGAGGUGAUGCGGCGCCCCCAGGUGGACAAGAAGGGUAGAGCUGUGUCCUGGAGCUUCACUGAGGAGAACAUCAUCCGAGAGUUCAACCUGAACGAACUCUACCAGAAAUCCAAGAAGCUCAACAAGACCAAAGGAGACAAGAUCAGCCAAUCACAGUUCCCACCGGUCAUCGAGGAGGAGGAGCUAGAGCAGCAGGGAGCUGAUGAACAGGGGCCUGAGUCUGAAUCCAAGAAGGACAAAUAAUUUGGUUGGUAUCACUCAGCUGGGACUUCUGGACAGAACUUGUGGCUCUUCUUUUCUCUUCCCUUCAAAGUGUUCAUCUGUUCGCUGGUGAAUCAGAACAAGCAGGACUGGUGUUCAGUGUGGAUCAUGCUGUCUCCUCCCCAACCUUGCCUGCACCUGUUGUUUCUUUCUGAGAAUUUAAGAAGAGAAUUUAAGUUUCCAGAGUAAUUCUGCCUUUCUCCAUCACCAUUUAAUACUAAACUAAACCUCCUUUAAAUCCAGUAGUUUGACAGAGGUGCAGCUAAAGUGACUUCAGUCUGUUUUCCCUUCAUUAGAGAACAAAUAGAAUGAGUGUACACUUUAAAGAGGGAGCUAACCUGGAUACAGUAAACCAGCUUUUAAGGGGGGUCGAUAUGUUAAGACCUGGUCCAGUAUAUGAGUUUGGGGCCUGGAAAUGUGCUGUGCAGACCUGCCACUUUCACCAGGUUAUGAAAGUCAACACAGCACAUUUCUUAUGGUUACAGCUGUGAAGCCUGCUGAUUGAUUGAGGAGAGGCACUUGAGUUCUUACUAAUGAACAGUAAGGGAGCAGUGAAUGUGAUACUAGGGUUUUUUUUUGUUUUUUUAAAUAAUUCUACGACUAACUGUAUAUUCAUGUAAACUAAGUUAUAGCUGAGUGGUUGGCUGCUCUGACAUACACUUCAUCUGCAGUGUUAAACAGUACAUUCAGGUUUGUGGUUUUGGUUGGAAGUGAGGGACACAUCAACACGUCCCCUGAUGUUCCUCAAGUUUAAUAAUGGUUGGACAGUGUCCCUGUUCUUCCUUAUGAAUUAGUGCUAUUGUGAACAGACCACCCUCAACUCUGACAUUCAAGCUUCUCUGACCCAACAUUCCAUUGAUUUCAAUUAAUUUUAUUUUUACAGAUUGUAACUCUUUUUUAUUGUAUUGUUUUAUUCUUAGUCUUUGCCUCACCAACAGAGAUGAACCUGGCUGUCCUUAGCUUUCUUCUUACAUGGCACGUUGUCUAGAUUCACGCAACACUUUCAUUGCUAACUUGCAAGACCUUUUUUACUUGGAAUCACAAUCAGGUUUUAUACUGAUUAGGCUGCAUUUUUUGACCACCUUAAUUCUUCUGUUAUUCUCUUGUUCUCUCUGAAACAAGCAGUGCAUGAGUUUCAG
This is a messenger RNA of Acanthopagrus latus (yellowfin seabream), 2081 nucleotides long. RefSeq names its product thioredoxin-related transmembrane protein 2b (gene tmx2b). The record is from RefSeq and is a predicted model, not a curated record. The transcript has 8 exons. Bases 1 to 924 code for a protein of 307 amino acids. Gene Ontology annotation, molecular function: disulfide oxidoreductase activity. Lineage: Eukaryota; Metazoa; Chordata; Actinopteri; Spariformes; Sparidae. Gene Ontology annotation, biological process: brain development. Gene Ontology annotation, cellular component: membrane-bounded organelle.